CCCCUCAUUUGUAAGCGAUCCAGUUUAUAUUAUCUAAUCUUAUGUUGUAUGAAAAUAAGUAUUUUUAUUCUUGAUCUCAAAGGAGAGCAAACAUAACGUAGAGCAGGACAAGUCUGUAUGCUUCACUUAAAUAUUUCACAAUGCAAGUAUUCUUAGCCGGACUUAACCCUAAUAUGUACAUCUAUGUGACACAGGAGUAGUUCCUUUUUCUGUUUGACUUCUGAUAACAAGCACUUCUUUGGGUGUUGAAUGCAGAAGUAGUUCUGAAUUAAAGCGUGUGCGUACUAGGGAAAUGACAUUACAAAAUGGAUACGUCUGCGACAAAGACAGAAUGUGAGUUGGUCAGGAAAAUAUGUUAAAGGAGUAUGUUUGUCCCUUGAAAUGCAAAACUCUUAUCUGGCACCAAGUAACAUGUGAGUACUUGUUCAUGUGGAAAGUUAACAGCGUAUGUUUUUUAUUGCAGAAACUCUCAUGGCAUAGUUAAAGCAUUAAGUAGCUGUACUGUUUAACAACUCGUGGUGCUUGUAGACCAGCUGGUUUUGUUGAUUUGGACAAAAAAGUUUAUUUGUUCAUUUUGACAUGUAUUGUUUCCAGUAUGUCAAACGAAUCAGUGACUAAAUGUUGCCGUUAUAAAUCAUCAAAAUUGGAAAAUGAAUUUGUUCGUGUGAAACUGCCCUGCUGCGUGUGUCUUAGAAUUUGGUUACUUAAAGUGAACUUGACUCUAUUUCUGUUCUCACUGAGCAUGAAAGCCACAUCCUGUGUGUGUGUGUAUAUGUGCGUGCUGGUGUUCACCAGAACCUCUAAAUUCAGUUAUGGUGAUGUAACUACAUGAGUGAGAGGCUGUUUCGCUAUAUUUUGCCCAUGUUCAUUAUGUCCCAACCGGCUGCCUAUUCUGUAUCAGAGUUUAAAGAAUGUGAUCAGACAUAGAGGCUCUAUUAACAGGACAUCUGUGCAGUUAAAGCAGCGUUAUCAGAGUGAAUAAACAAUGACUGGUAUUACAAUUUUGGCUGUUAAAGUUAUGCUUUGUUUGCUUUGUUUUUUAUGUCUUAUAUACAAUACAAAAUUAUGGCAGCAUAAGUAAACAACCUGCUUCCAGUUUUCAGGCUUUGAUUCAAAUGUUGCUAAACUCUGAUUGGUGCAUGGAAAUGUGUGACAUCAAUUUUCCCCAAAUGAGCCCUGCCUACUUCAGACCCAAAAAAAAAUCAAAACCAAAAAAAAAAAAAAAAAAAAAAACCCCACAGAAAUCUUUUGUGUGAAAUAACCAAAACUGUUGCAAAAUUUGGGCUCUCAUGCAUCCAGUGUUUCUUAGCAAGAAAGCGAUUGGAGAAAGGGGUUUUUUAGGACCUUUAAUUUAAAAGAGAAUUUUGUCAGCACUUAUCAGCACUUAUGUACCUUGGGAUAUUUGUUCUGUUGCAUGAUUUUCAGUUUGGUUGCAGCCUGUGAGAGAAACGCCCAUGCGGCAUUGAUUUUCACACUGUUUAAAAUCAUCAGUGUCCUCCCCCUUGUUGCCUGGUUGCCAUGGAACCACACCGUAAUCAUUUAAGAGAAAUCCUGCUCGACAAGCUUUCGUAACACUUGAGAUACCGAAAUGAGUCACAGUGUUUCUCCCUGAAGAGUUUCCUGAUUGUGAGGGACUCUGCAACGUCUCAGCCCAGCCUGGUGUGUGUGUCUGCUGGAGGAGAGAAUGGAGCGGUUCUUGACUAUAGCAUCAAAAGUACAGACACAGCUUGUGCUCUUCUACUCUCUGACCAGGGAUGUGUUGGCUGUUUGUCUUUACAUUCCUCACUGGAUCUUCACUGUAACCGAUAAGAGGAAAAACCGUCUCUCUCAACUUGAACCCGAAACUUGGCUGAGCACACCGUCUGAGCAGCUGACUGAAGAAAUGAUCCACAGGGAGCCAAGCAGUGUAAUGUGCUCCAUACAGCUGACUUCCACCAAUGGGGCCCUGUGUAUCAUCAAUCCUCUCUACCUUCGUGAACAUGGAGAUGAUUGGCUGACCCAUAAGGCGACUGCUGUACAGUGUCGCACAGGGCCAUCAAAUUACAGACAAGAGCGACGCCUCAGCACCACCAGACCAUGGGCGGGGGCAGGAUUACAAAGUAAACGAGCCAUCUCGUUGGACCAAGAACCUGCUGCUGCCGGUACAGAGAAUUCUGGUCUAAUCAGAGCCAGGUCAGCUGAUUCGCCUCAGUGUCCCUUCACCCCAUCAGUACCAGUUGCUCCUGCAGGUGUGGUUCUUAGGAGGCCCAGCAGAGAUUCUGGCUCCAACACUCCUGACAGAGAGAGCAUGGAGAGCCUUCCUCCAUAUUCUCCGUCCACCCCUGGAAGUUUAAAUAGCAAAGUGUUCGAGCAGCAGCACCACGGCAGCCCUCUGCCUCAGUCUCCUCAUAGGGUAUCCUGGAUUGAGGAUGGGGUCUGGCUGCCCCCUCCUAGACCUUCCUCUUUGCUUCAGCCCCCAUCACUGGAGUUUGACUCACUGUCAAUAAGCAGCAUAGAAGAAGAGCAGGAGUCCCAAACACCAAACCCUAACCCACACUACCCGUGUACACAACGGUUGGCUGACAAGGUCAUACAUAGACUCUCAGCUGUGGGUCAGGCUCUUGGUGGGCUGGUAAGUCAGAAGAAAAGACUAACCAACCGAGUGCAGGAGUUGAGUGAGCGGAAAGGUGAACCAUUUGCAGAGGCUGUGAAAGGAUUUUUGGAGACGACGCUGAAGAAAGGGGCUGAUCAUGGCGGGGUCACAGACUUCUUACAGGAUGUGAGAUCAUCACUCACAUCACUGAGGGAGACUCUGUUGGACUGUCAAGAAAUCCAGGCAUUGUUGGACAGCAUCACUGACAUAAAUGACUCAGAGAUUGACUCCCUGGUAGAACUUUCCCUCCACAAGGUAGCUCUGAAGCCUGUUUCUGCAUGCAUCUACUCCUGUAUUCAUGCCUCCCGGGCUGAUGAUGGCAGCUUCAAGCGUCUCCAGAGCAACAUGCGUGUGCUGGAAAAGAAGGGGAUGGAGGAGCUGGGAGGGUCAGCAGGAGUUGGAGUUCCUGACUCUGUCACCCUGGAGCGGAUCCAACAGAGGUGGAUCAGUGUGCAUGAAGCCUACUCCCCAAACAAGAAGGUCGAGAUCCUGCUCAAAGUCUGCAAGAGCAUCUAUCACAGCAUGAGUGCUAAUGCUAGCUCAGCAGGUACAGUAUUUGGAGCGGAUGAUUUCCUGCCCUGCCUGACAUGGGUGCUGCUCCGUAGUGACGUGGUCACCUUACAGAUAGACACAGACUACAUGAUGGAGCUCCUGGACCCCUCACAGCUACAGGGAGAGGGUGGCUACUACCUUACAACCCUGUACGCCUCUCUUUACUACAUCAGCAGCUUCCAGCCACGACUAGCUGCCCGGCAGCUUAGUGUCGAAGCGCAACACUCUCUCAACAAAUGGCAUCGCAGGCGCACCCUGCACUGCAACCAGUCACGCCGCAGCAAGCACCGACAGACAAUUCGCAGGCAGUCGGGUCGAGAGAGAGCCGUGCAGAACUCUGAGACAGAAACUGAAAGUAAAGAGAAAAAUGGAAAAGAACCUGAUUCUGUUGAUAUCGUUGAGUCCCAGCAGCAGACAGAGAGCACCGCAGAGGCUCUGCAGCCACUGAUGGAAGAGACAAGCAGGACACAGGUCGCUGAGGACGAAUCACAGACGUCCACUCCAGCAACAGAAUGUAAUCAGCAAGACGUCAUAAAGAGCAAACAGGAAGGGAAUCAGACUCUGUGUGCAGCUUGGGAAGAGGAUCACGGAGGACUGUAAUGGAGAGAGGACAUACCGGAGAAGCAUACAAUUGCAACCUGUCAGCCACACAUUUUUUGACCUUUUAGACAAGGUCAUAUUGUCUAAAAACAUUCACAAUGGGUCAAACCAUUUUUUUAUUAUUAUUUUAAUUAAUUAAUUUUUUUUUUAUUAAUUGAGGGAUACUUUUGCUUUUCUGCAAUUAUAACUUUCUUUUUUUUCUUUUUCUUUUUUUUUUUUACAAAAUGCUGGAUACUUUUAUCUCUUCGGAGUUCUAAAAACCUUUCAAAAGAAAGAUUCAUGGAAGCAAAAAUGACUCUGAUUAAAGUGAUCACACUGUGCAUGCUGAGGCCAUUAAGUGAGAAGCGGUCAUAAGUGGUUGAGGAGCUCUGGCCAAAUUUAAUGUCAUUUUUAUAUUGUAAAGAGGAGAAGAGUUUAUACAAAAAUUGACGUUCAUUUGUUUGUUUUUUGUAUACACAAUUGAUCACACUGAUCAUUUAAUAGUGAUCCAGCAAACCACCUUUUCCUUGGAAAUAUGGUAAAUAUAAGUUAACUUGCAGUAGAUGUUAUAUGAUGCAGGAGAUGUGUCAAUUUAUUCUUUUAAUAAAUAGAUUCCCUUAGUCAGGGCACUGAUAUAUUUUGAGGCUAUUAGUCUUUGUAACAUGAGUUGGGAUUCUUUUAUAAGCUAAUUAAUUUAAACUUUGUUGUUUGUUAAACAUUGUUGAUUUGUCAAUAUAGUAUUAUUAUUACUAACAUAAAGGUAACAUAGGUAACAGUGUAGAAAUAGAGUAACUGAAUAAAACAGUUUGGCUUGUGUGGGUCACCAAUACCAUUCACUGCAGCAGCUGUGUCUCUCAUGAAACAGUGUCCAGUGCUGCUCAAGGACGAGACAAGUCUGCACGUUCACUCUCACCCAGGUUCUCAGCAGAAAAACUGCCAAACAGCAGACUGACAAACAGUGUCUAGCUGGUGAACAUAUAGGAGCAUGUAGCAGCUAAAGAGUCAGCUGUUUCCCCCAGGAAUUGGUUGAGACCAAGACGAAGCUAAAAGUAGAGUAAAUAUUGGAAUUACAUUCUUCAGAUAACAGAUACACAAUGUUAUGAAUAAUUAUGUUGUUCAGUCUCUGCUGGAUGUUUGCUAAUUUGACAAUGGUAACACAAUAAAUAUGAGAUAGUUGUGACUUUUCUUGUUGGUGUGCAUUUUCUGUCACCACAGUGGUUCAAAACAAUUAAUAAAUGGAGCUUUAAAUCCUAGUUACUAUUUUUUGCCUGAUAUCAUGACAUGCUUUUUAUUCACCAAAAUAUAAUGCUGUUGAACUACCA
Molecule: messenger RNA, 5085 nt
Organism: Scatophagus argus
Lineage: Eukaryota; Metazoa; Chordata; Actinopteri; Scatophagidae
Gene: rinl
Product: Ras and Rab interactor-like
Exons: 9
Coding region: 1685-3784 (699 amino acids)
Biological process (GO): vesicle-mediated transport
Cellular component (GO): cytosol; endocytic vesicle
Molecular function (GO): small GTPase binding; guanyl-nucleotide exchange factor activity
Source: RefSeq, a predicted model, not a curated record